UGGGUCCAGGCGACAGCACUCAUCUCCCGCUUCCCGCCCGGGGCCGGGAGGUGGCGCCCCCGCCCCCGCUGUCAGUGGCCGCGCGACUGCGCGCUCCCUCCUCGCUGGCCGGCCGAGUGCGGGGCCGUGGAGGCUGCCCAAGCGGCCGCCGCCCUCCUGCCCCGGCCCCGGCCCACAACUCCACCAUGCUUCGGCGGAUUUUACAGCGGACCCCAGGGAGAGUUGGCUCUCAAGGUUCUGAUUCUGAUUCAUCAGCAACGCCUGGAAAUGUGUUGGAUGUCAACAAUGAAGGCUCUUCAGAGGGCUUCAUAUGUCCCCAGUGUAUGAAAUCUCAUGGAUCUGCUGAAGAGCUUUUCAAACAUUAUCAGGCAGUUCAUGAUUCUGGUAAUGAAUCAAGUCAUGGAGGAGAGGCUCUGAAACGAGAAGAUGUGAUAUUACUCCGACAAGAGGUCCAAGAUCUACAGGCUUCACUGAAGGAAGAAAAAUGGUACUCAGAAGAGUUGAAGAAAGAAUUAGAAAAAUUACAAGGGCAGCGGCAGCAAGAAUUAAAACCUGAUGGAUUGGCAACUGAUUCAUCAGCAGAACUCCAGUCAUUGGAACAACAAUUAGAUGAAGCCCAAACUGAAAAUUUUAACAUUAAGCAAAUGAAAGACUUAUUUGAGCAGAAAGCAGCCCAGCUUGCUACAGAAGUUGCAGAUAUAAAGUCAAAAUAUGAUGAAGAAAAAGGUCUUCGAGAAGCUGCUGAACAGAAGGCAACAAGCUUGACAGAAGAGCUAAAGAAAGAGACGACUGUAAUUCAAGAUCUAAAGACUGAAUUGCUUCAAAGACCUGGUGUAGAAGAUGUUGCUGUUUUGAAGAAGGAGCUGGUUCAAGUUCAGACCUUAAUGGACAACAUGACUCUGGAGCGUGAGAGAGAGUCAGAGAAACUCCAAGAGGAGUGUAGAAAGUUACGAGCUGAUUGUGUUAACUCUGAGGUCACGAUAAGCCAGCUAAGAAAUGAACUUGCCAAAGGUCCCCAGGAAGUUGCUGUGUAUGUACAAGAGCUACAGAAACUACAAAGUUCAGUUAAUGAAUUCACUCAAAAAAAUCAGAAUUUGACUGAAAAGCUAUUGAAAAAAGAACAAGAUUACAUUAAGUUAGAAGAGAAACAAAAUGAAGAGUAUAUUUGUAAAAAGAAUAUUCAAGCAAAUCUUCAUCAAAAAGAACUAGAUUGUCAACAGCUUCAAUCAAAAUUAUCUUCAACUGAAGCCUCACUGCAGAGGUUACAGGGAGAACUUGUUGAGAAAGGGGAUGUGAGCCAAAAACUCAAGGAAGAAUUGUCAGAAGUCGAGAGCAAGUAUCAGCAUCUCAAGGUGGAAUUCAAACAACUCCAGCAACAAAGAGAGGAGAAAGAACAGCAUGCUUUUCAGCUUCAAAGUGAGGUUAAUCAAUUACACAGUAAACUUUUGGAGGCAGAACGGCAACUAGGAGAGGCCCAUGGUAGGCUUAAAGAACAGAGACAGCUCUCCAGUGAAAAACUGAUGGACAAAGAACAACAAGUGGCUGAUCUACAGUUGAAACUUUCUCGUUUAGAAGAACAGUUGAAGGAAAAAGUGACAAAUUCCACUGAGCUGCAGCAUCAGUUCGAUAAAAUGAGGCAGCAGCAUCAAGAGCAGCAGGCCCUACAGCAGAGCACAACAUCAAAGCUUCGGGAAGCCCAGAAUGAUUUGGAACAAGUACUACGUCAAAUUGGAGAUAAGGACCAAAAGAUCCAAAAUCUCGAAGCCUUGCUACAGAAGAGUAAAGAGAACAUUACAUUACUUGAAAAAGAGAGAGAAGAUCUUUAUGCAAAAAUUCAAGCUGGUGAGGGAGAGACUGCUGUUCUUAACCAGUUACAAGAGAAAAAUCAUACAUUACAAGAGCAGGUAACUCAACUCACUGAAAAGCUGAAAAAUCAAUCGGAAAGUCACAAACAGGCCCAAGAGAAUUUGCAUGAGCAGGUGCAGGAGCAGAAAGCACACCUACGGGCUGCUCAGGACCGUGUUCUUGCCCUAGAAGCUAACAUUAGUGAAGUGAACAGUCAGUUAAAUGAAAGUAAGGAAAAAGUCUCCCAACUGGACUUACAGAUUAAAGCAAAAACAGAAUUAUUGCUGUCUGCAGAAGCAGCAAAAACUGCUCAACGAGCAGAUCUUCAGAAUCACUUGGACACAGCUCAGAAUGCAUUGCAAGACAAGCAACAGGAAUUCAAUAAAAUCAGUAAUCAAUUGGAUGAAGUAACUGGCCAGCUACAUGACAAGCAAGAACACUGUAUCCAGCUGGAAGCCUCCAUUAAGGAAUUAAAAGAGAAAAAGCUCUCUUAUGAACAGAGAGCUGAAGAAUUAGAGGGGCAAGUGAAGAAACUGGACAGUGAUAUUCUUGAAAUUAAAGCAAGUAAAGAACAAAUUGUACAUGAUCUCCAAGAGCAAAGGCAGCAAAAUGCAGAAUUAAAUCUCCGAGUUGCAGAGCUGAGUCAACAGCUGGAAGCUGAGAGAGAAGCUGUCUCCAAUGCCCAUUUGGAUCUACGGAAAAAAUCUGAUGCGUUUGAACAUGCAACCCAGAUGCUUUCUAAACAUGAAGAAGAAAAAGCAGGCCUUAAGCAAGAACUUCAGAAAUUGCAUCAUGAUGCAGAAAGUCAACGUAAAGAACUGGACAGCAAGGUUCAAGCAACUCUGACAGAUUUACAGCAAGUGAAGAAAGAGAGAGCUAGCCUAGAAAAGGAACUUUCUACGACCAAAGAUAAAUUAUUGAAAACCUCAGAGUCUCUGAAAGACACAAAGAAUGAAAUCGAAAAGGAAAGGCAGAGUGGAAAAAUAGCUUUAGCAGAAUUGGAAAAGACUUGCAAGGAAUUAAAACAUCAACUUCAAGUGCAAACUGAAUGUUCUAUAAAGGAAAAGAAUGAACUGAAGAAGUUAUUUGAAAAGGAGAAGGAGGUCACUCAGCAGUUGAAGUUGGAUCUCAGUUCUACACAGGAACAAGUCUUACAUGUUCAAAAUAUUUUAAAAGAAAAGGAAAAAGAGGAGCAACAACUUCAGGGGAAAUUAAAUUCACUAAAGCAGCUGCUUGAGCAGAGAAAGAAGCAGACUGAAGGACUCCAAGAAGAGAUGAAAAUUACCCUCUCCCAGAAGACAGAGCUUGAGAACAAACUACGGCAGCAGAUAACACUGUCAUGCCAGGACCUUGCAGCAGAGAGAGACAAAAUCUCAGCAUUACAGAGCACGUAUGAAAAGAGUCAAGAAAACCUCAAGCAGCUUCAAUCUGAUUUCUAUGGGAAAGAGUCAGAGCUACUAGCAACAAGACAAGAUCUCAAGUCUGUAGAAGAAAAGCUCUCUCUGGCUCAGGAGGACUUGAUUUCAAACCGAAACCAACUUGGAAAUCAGAAUAAAAUGAUUCAAGAACUUAAGGUCGCCAAGACUUCUUUACAGCAAGAUGUGGCCAAAAAAGAGCAGCAAUUACAAGAGCAAAGUGAAACACUGCAGGCUAUGCAAAAAGAUAAGUCCCUGAAAGAAAAAGAAUUAGCUAAUGAAAAGUCCAAACUGAUGGAAAUACAAGAAAUUAAGGGUAGGCAGGAAAAAGAAAUUGCCAAAUUGAGUGAAGAACUUGGGUCCUGCAAGCAAGAAAGCCUAAAGGAAAUAACAAAUCUAAAGGAUGCCAAACAGUUGUUGAUUCAACAGAAACUAGAACUACAGGGCAAAUUAGAUGCCUUAAAGUCAACUCUCGAACAGGAAAAGAAGAAACAACAAAUAGUCAAAGAUCAGUUAAAAAAGACUGAAGAUGAUCUGAGGAAAGAAUUCACUGAGAAGGAAGCUAAACUGCACACAGAAAUAAAAGAAAAGGAAGAGAAAAUUAAGAAACACGAAGAGAAUGAGACUAGACUUGCCAUGCAAGUGACAGCUUUGAAUGAAAAUUUGAGCACAGUAAAGAAAGAAUGGCAGGCCAGUCAACGGAGAGUUAGUGAACUAGAAAAACAGAUAGAUGACUUACGGGGUGAAAUUGCAGUAUUGGAAGCAACUAUUCAAAAUAAUCAAGAUGAAAGGAGAGCAUUGUUGGAAAGGUGUCUUAAAGGUGAGGGCGAAAUAGAGAAGCUUCAAGCCAAAGUACUAGAAUUACAGAGAAAACUGGAUAAUACAACCGCAGCCAUCCAGGAAUUAGGCCGAGAAAAUCAGUCAUUACAGAUCAAACAUACGCAAGCUUUAAAUAGAAAAUGGGCUGAAGACAAUGAAGUACAGAAUUGUAUGUCCUGUGGGAAAAGCUUUUCAGUCACAGUGAGACGGCAUCAUUGUAGACAAUGUGGGAAUAUCUUUUGUGCUGAAUGUUCAGCCAAAAAUGCCUUAACUCCUUCUUCAAAGAAGCCUGUUCGUGUCUGUGAUGAUUGUUUCAACGACUUACAAGGAUAACUAGUUAUCAUGUUCAUCAAACCAGAUUACACUAACAUUAGUUUUAAUAAAUGCACUUAAUAGAGUACUUGGACUACUACUUGAUUUGGACAGUGGUUGUAAUACUUGGCAAAAUCAGUAUAUUUUGAAAUGUUUAUUGAUAUCAAGUAAAACUCUUCUAUUUUUGUGAGACUUGGGCUCAUCACCUGUUGCUUUCUUUCCACUUACCUUGAAAACAUGCCUAGUUUAGAAUUAUCUAGUUAAAUGUAAAUAAAUUUUGAACAGAGAAUAUCAAUGUAUUUUUUUAAACAUAAUUUCAUUGCUCACAAACAUUUAAGUAAUCUCACAGCUUCUUUUCUACUUUCUCCAAAAGCUAACUUGCAGAAACGUACAAGGAUUCAAUUUAUCAGAUGUUUAUUUUUGUUGCACAUUACAUAUUCCUGUGUUUGUAUGCAGUAAACAUCCUCUCUACAAAAUAAUGCACAGCAUCACAAAACUUGCCAACCCCUUUUUAUUCUUGUAUCAUUUAUAUCAUAGUCCAGUUGCACCAUUUUGAUGUAAAAAUGUUGCUUGGGGACUUUAAAGUCUGGGUUUUGUUUUAUCCUAUUCUGAUUGAGUUCUGUUAGGCCCAUUUCAUAGAUUUCUGUGAAACCAGCCCCUUCCUCUGUAAUUGUCCAUGCCCUUGGGGAGAUAUCUGAAAGGUUUGAGUAUUUCUCUUGGUCUCUUCCUCUUUGUAUUUUUCAGCUCUUCUCCUUUCUCCUGUUUUCCCCCCAAAUAAAAAUAUCACAAAGAGAAUAUAUGCUAUAUUCAUACAAAAUUAUUCUUACUUUCAAGUUGAUCUUCUGAAAUUAACCAUUUUAUAUAACUUUUCCCCUUUUAUGUUUUUAAGGAAUAUGAAAUUCUCAGUUCUUUAAUGUUUUCAUUUUUUUCUUUUAUUUCAUAUAAUCUCCCCAAACUGUGUUAUAUGUCUAAUUGACUCUUUAAAAAACAAACAGAAAUCCUUACUUUCCUAGUAUCAGUUCUAAGACAGAAGAGCUACAAGGGCUGGGCAGUGGAGGUUAAGUGACUUGCCCAGGCUCACAGAGCUUGGAAGUGGCUGGGGCCAGAGUUGUACCCAGGUCCUCCUCACUCCAGACCUGGCAUUCUAUCCUUUGUACUACUUGGCUUCCCCUAAUCUAAUUGACUUAUAACUUUGCAUCUUAAAACUGGUGAUUGAAAUAGUGUUAGCCUAUUUAUUGAAAAAUAAAUUACCGAUUAAGGGUUAGUGAUCAUUAAGUUUUCAAAUAUUUCAUAUUUCUUUGUGUAAAUUAGUGGAAAAUUUUAAGUGUUAAAAUUGUCAACAAAUUUUGAUCCAGAACUUAAUUUUCCACUUGAUCUGAGAAAUCUUUUUUACUUUGAAAAAUAAUGCUUUAGUUACCUUAGAGAGAGACAUUUUUGCCCCGUCUAAGUACCUCAGAAAAUCCCAAAAGUUAUAACCUGAGCCGAAACAGAAAGCAUCCUGUGGUAUAGUGGAGAGGAUGCUUGGCUGUCUGAGAUACUUGGGUUCUAGCCCAAUUCAGCCAAAUUAUUUAGACUCUUUGGGCUUCAAUGACCUUACCAAUAAAAUAGAGGAGAUGAACUAGAUGAUCUUGCUGAUUUUAAGACUGACCCAUACCUAGAUGAAAUCUGAAUAUUUUGGAGACUUUUAGACUUUAGACCUUUAUUUUAUUAUAUUGUUAAUAUAUUUUUUAUGAGUUUGGGAAUGAUGGAAUUUCCAAAGUAAGUUGAAGUUACCCUAGGUUAUUGGCCUUUUCUACAAAAUAAAAAAUUAAAAAAAAAAUGAACACAGUGCUAAACAUGAGUCCUGAAGACCUUGAGUUCAAAUUCUACGUUCCACACUUAUUAGCUGUGUGACCCAGGGCAAGUCAAUCUUUCUUAGCCUCCAUUUCUUAUAAAAUGAAGGGCUUGGACUCAGCAGUUUCUAAGAUUCCUUCAACUCCAAAUCAGUGAUCCUAUUUAUAAUAUGUAGCAAUCAGAAAAAAAGAGUGAAUUAUUGAUAACUAGGAAAAAUGAGAACAAAAGAGUUUUUUCUUUUGCAGUCAAUAUUUUCCUGGAUUGUUUUCAAAUAUCAUGCCAUAAACAAAGUUACAUAUUUCUGAAGGACAUACACUGUAAUGGAGUCAAAUUUUCCUAAGCUAUUAAUGGAAUCAUGCAUGUAAAUCCUUUUAUCAAUAAAAAGAAAAUGAAUAAGCCCCUGUAAAGGAGACAAGCAUAAGCACUCAGGCAGAUAGGACAAAGAAAAUGAAUUGUUUUUCAUAAAAAAUAGAUUGAACAGAGAAUUAUUUACUCUGAAGUUAAAAUGGACUUUUUAUUUUUAAAAUUUCCCAAAUAGUUUUACCCUUGAUAUCUACAACCGAUACACAUGCAGUGACAUUGGUUUAUAGUAUCUGAGAGACAAACAGAAGCAUACAGGAUUCCUGUUAACAUAGUUUUUAGAACAAUAAAUAUGAAAAUUCCUCAGGAUUAGAUUCUCGGCUCCCUUCUUCCCUUGUUAUGGGAUGCACUGAAUGCCCCUUCCCUCUCCACAAGAAAAAUACGAUGGAGACUAUUAAAGAAAUGCUCUUAAGUGUUUAAUCUGAUUGCUUUUCUCAUUUCCAUCCAUGUCACAAGAUCCUUCAUGCUUUCUCACAAGUGAGUGAUGCUGAUGUUCUCACUGCCACAAAGCUCUUUGCUCUUAAUUUGUGAAGCUAAAGCUAUUUUGGAAACAAAAAGAAAUUAUCCCUUAAAAAAGAUUGAAUUAUGCUCCUGGGCUACAUACUCCAAAUGUGUGACUGCUAGGCGCUAUUCUUGUGUCUAUAAAUUCCAGCUGGCAGGUUCAGAUCUGUGAUGUGGCAUUACUAUAAAGUAGGCUGGUGAAUUCAAAUCCAGACACAGAAAUGAUAUUUAAAAAAAAAAAAGGCAAGCCUUGCUGGUUUAGUGUACACCAGACUGCACCUAUAGAGCUUUUGUAGAAAGAAGAUUGAAAAUGCUGCUUGUACAGGAUUUGUCUCUUUUGUAAUGAAAAAAGCCAGGGUGGGUGGGGGUGGGGAUAAACAGAAAACCUCAGUACAGGAUAUGAAUAGCAUUUUGUUUCAACUACCUCUUAGUGUGGAAUUGAGCUAAUUUUGAGUAGGGCUUCCUCCUGGUAGUGUUACAUAAUAAUUGCCAAAAUUAUUUGUAUCCCAUUGCCACAAAAGAAGUGAUUCUUGUGAUUAUUUUUAAAUUGUACAGUUCUGAGAUUUAUAAAAGGAAUUCUUUUCUUUAAACCUGUCAUAAAGAUGUUUCUUUUUUUCCCCCGUAAGUAAAGAGCAGAUUAUUAUCACACACUUUGAUAAAUGGGGUCUCUAUGACCACUGGGAAUUUUAUAUGCACUUUGGUUAUUCAACCACAAAUAUUAUCAUCCACAAAAUCAAAUGUGCCAUUAACUUCGCAUUCCUAGACACAAACUUGAUGAAUGGUAUUCUAUGAUGAAAGCGUGCCACACAUGAUCCUGUCUUAAUUGCCAUUUGCCUGGAUUCUAAUUUUUCAUUAUCAUUGCAGAUGUGAAUAUUGUGCAUAGACCUAUGGAAUUGAUGUAAACAUGUACAAAAUAGAAUUUGAAAUCACUAAGUUCUUGCUGUGUACAGUAGGCUGGUAACACGAUGCAGUGAUGUGUACAUGACACGUACUUCUGGGAACUGGAUCAUCUUCAUUAUCUGUAGAUGGGUUUGCAUGAAUUUUUUAUCUGACUUUUGGAUUCUUCACUUGUGUUGUAUUUACUACUUGUGAUCAUGUGCUCGUGCCUUAUAUCGUGGAAGAGUUAAGUUCAGCGUGCACUGUAUUACCUGAACUCAGGAUGGGAUGGCAAUUGAUUCUAAUUGUACCUAAUGGUGCUGCCAGAAGGUGGUACCUAACUCUGUAUAAAGAGCAUUGGAAGGAGGCUUGUUGCAUUUGUUUUUUAAUCUGUUAAAAGAAUAUUAAUAAAAACCCUCUUUCUAGCA
Monodelphis domestica (gray short-tailed opossum) is the source of this 8389-nucleotide messenger RNA. RefSeq names its product early endosome antigen 1 (gene EEA1). NCBI's taxonomy places the organism in Eukaryota, Metazoa, Chordata, Mammalia, Didelphimorphia, Didelphidae. Gene Ontology annotation, cellular component: early endosome. The record is from RefSeq and is a predicted model, not a curated record. Gene Ontology annotation, molecular function: 1-phosphatidylinositol binding; metal ion binding. Gene Ontology annotation, biological process: endocytosis.